This is a messenger RNA of Moneuplotes crassus, 1562 nucleotides long. The record is from the annotation of a GenBank genome assembly. NCBI's taxonomy places the organism in Eukaryota, Ciliophora, Spirotrichea, Euplotida, Euplotidae.
GAAAUUUAAAUAAUCCCAGAUUUUUGGCAAAGAUGGACUCUAUCAAAAAGAACGUUCACAAGUUCCUACAGACAUUACUUUGCACUAGGAGGAAGAAAGCAGAGAUGGACUGUAAUGUAUUCGAUCGAGAAGACAUUGAGGAGUGUGCCAUUGAUGCACUCUCUGACGACCUCUCAAAUAGCCUCAGCUAUAAAGACUGUGAAAGUGACUGAGUUCAAUGCGAAGCUAACGAAGAACUUGACGAGAAAGUGUACCCCACAGUUAAGCCCAUCGAUAUCUCAGAGGAGAAUAAGAAGGAAGUUCAGAAGGAAUUAGAGCAUAAAUAAAGAAAAUAUUUGGUCUAAGAGGAAUACUGUCGGAAAUAAAGCGGGAAAUUCUUCAAAAAGGAUUACUCUUGCACAGAUAGAGGAUGCUGUGAAUCGGCAAAUAGACAAUCUUGAUCACGAUGAUGGUGCCAGGUCUCCUGCUAAGGAGGAAUCCAAGAUUGAGAAAGCAGAGGAGAGUCCUGCUCAAGACAUUACAGCUAGCUACGUCAAAAGGGUUUCUGAACAUCCCAGGAAUAGGUUGAACAAGAUGUGGAGCCGUGAGAAUGGGGAUAAAGGGAAAUCUCUCGAACUGAUAAAAAGACGCAGGAUUUAUACAAACUUUUCAGUAAAGAACAUCAAGCUAUCUAAGCAGUAUUGGAAAGAGCUCAUUGGGUUGAAAAUUAACAAAAAUAUUCCUUUCGUUGAAUACAUUCCUGAUGAACAUAGCUUCAAGACUAAGCCGAAGUACUUGGAGUACAUCAAGGAAUUCUUUACUGAAAAAUCAAAGGAGAUAGGUAUAGCUGAGAAGGUAAUUGAUGUGCCUGGAUUCUACUCGAUCACAAGCAUGUCUCUGAAGAACUUCUUGAACAAUAGCUACUAUAAUGAGGAGAUUAUCAACUCCUUGUUGGAGAUAUAUCAAGGGCAAGCUCGCAAAGAGGGGUUUUUGGUCUUUAACACCUUCUCUUACCAUUCAAUCGAGAAGUUAUAGUAGAGUCAAAGGUUUUUGAUGACAAGCUGAUUAAAGAAGAAGACAUCACUAGUAUCAAGGGCAUAAUCUUCCCAAUCAUGCUGGGGUACCCUUACUGUGAGGUUAUAUGCGUUUUAGCUAGGCCGAAUAUGUCUCAUGUCGAGCUGGUCCACCAUAAUAGCACUGUUUUUGGGGACAAGGAGAACCCUAAAGCUGAUGAGAUCAUGGAAACGAUCCUUCACUAUAUUGAAGGCUAUAUUAUCAUCCCAAAUACUCAAGAUGUCCAUGAAGUCACUGACUCUAGGAUCAAACGGAAAGUUCCUCAAUGGAAAAGAAGCGUCAAGUCUCUCAAAAGAGUAAAAUACAGAGCUAAAAAGAUUGAAGGAAAAGGCAUGUACCAGAAGAUAGCAAUUAAGGAUGAUACACCUCCUCAAAUAGAUAAGGAUAAAAGUGGAAAGAUGAUAGCUAAUUUCAUCAUCAGAAUGUGAUCUAAGAGAUAUAUGGCAGAUGAUCAAACUCUGAAAAAUAUGGCAUUUUUAGAACUUCUUUUUGGAGAUCCCAUCCUAUAA